AUGUCGGCUUCAAAAGUUUGGUCCAAAUUUUCUGUCAAAAAAGGUGGUGAUACCAUCAAUCUACGUGUAGUGGAUAUGCCUGAAAAUCUCAGUGAUGAAGUCAUGAAUUUCUACAUUAAUUAUUUUGCUAAGGAAGACUCUGCCUGCAAAGCAGCUGGAGUUUCAAAAAAUCCAGAAGCAAUUGAAGAAUUGCGUGCUACCAUGUUUGAAUUUGCAAAAGAAAAAGGAUUUCACGCUGUAAUCUGCUGUUUGGACAACGGUGACGAUCCAAUCAAGGAUUUUAUUGGUGCGUCUAUGAUGGCGCUAGUGUCUAAAGAAGAACCUAUGCCUGAGUUCAAAUUCAAAGCAGAAGAAUUGAAUAAAAUGUUUGAAUUAUAUUUAGGACUGGAAGCUUAUUACGACGAAGCUAAAGAAUUUGGUUUGGACAGUUACUUCAGUGACAGAGGACUAUUCGUUCACCCUGAGUACAGAAACCUAAGCAUUGAGCAGGAGCUCCUUAAAGUCAGGUGUCUGAUAGCUAAAGAACGAGGUAUAUCGUUGGUUGGAAUGUGGUUAACUACUCAAGAACUGCAGAAAGCUGCUGAAGGUGACGGUUGGGAGUCUGCGUGUGAGGUCAAAUAUGAAGAACUCGGUCAUAAAUAUGGAGUCAACUUCGAUGCCGACACUGUUUCUUGCAAAUAUAUGUUUACUAGAACAAAAUGA
Messenger RNA from Spodoptera littoralis (African cotton leafworm), 702 nucleotides. Lineage: Eukaryota; Metazoa; Arthropoda; Insecta; Lepidoptera; Noctuidae. The record is from the annotation of a GenBank genome assembly.